AUGGACAUUGGCUCUGUCUUUGCUGCCAUGCAGCAACAUGAGCAGCUUGCUGCCAUGCCUUUUCUUGAUCUUAUGGCCUUCCUCCGGUGUGCCAGCCUUCUUAAAAACAAUAUUCUACAACCCCAGCCCCACACUGUCUCUGAUGAUGUUGAUGUCCUAUGGAAUAUCCUCAAGGAUCUUGUCUGGAUGUUACCCACAGCUGGAGAGGCUGCCGACGAGGAGGAGGAAACAUUCUGA
Suillus subaureus is the source of this 237-nucleotide messenger RNA. RefSeq lists its product as uncharacterized. The coding region runs from base 1 to 237 and encodes 78 amino acids. Lineage: Eukaryota; Fungi; Basidiomycota; Agaricomycetes; Boletales; Suillaceae. The record is from RefSeq and is a predicted model, not a curated record. The transcript is spliced from 2 exons.